UUCAGGUUCACAUUCGUAGUCACGUCGCACUGGAUUAUGCUGCUUACUUUUCCUUCGACAGACCGAGAGAUGAGUUGGAUGGCGUGAGACUUGGGACCGAUCUUGGGCGAGGCGAAGAAACGCCUAGCCGGCUCUCAGGACAACUUCUCCGCUAGUGGCUACGGAAAGGGUCGACUUCGCAGACCGCGCAAACAGCAAGCAGUCCCGCUCGGGGCCACGGGACCCGCAGCAGCAGCAGCAGCCACAUUUGCCGAGAUGGAGGUCGAGGGCUCCGAUUCCUAGGACGGGACGGCGCUGAACACGGUCAAGGGUAUUUUCAGUGUACAGCAACGGACCCGAACCCUGGAGUUAUUUCUAUUCUUCUUGUGCCGAAGGAGUGUGAGAUCAACCCAUAUGUACAUGCAAAAAGCCCGAGGACGAUCCCAAGGCCCAACUGGGCCCGCCGUCGUUGACCUUCGCCAUGGCAGUCUUGGAGGUUCUCGUGGCGCAGCAAGUAGUUCAGGACAGUUUACUACUCAGGGCGGAGUAUCAGGGGUUGAAGGGCCUCGAUCAGAGAAUCAACGGGGAGAACAUGGACACCGCAGCAGAAUGCAUCGAGUAUUGGAGGGCCGAAACCACGUUUGCCAAGGCAGGGGAUGAGAUACGAGUGCGGCACAGCUUUUACAUCCAUGCGUUCGUGCCCAUCGGCGAACCCACGAACAUGCUGAUCGUGCCAGCCAACCUCCUGAUCAGCAAGCUGCUGACACCCGUGGGGUCAGAGAUCAAGCCAGGCCCCCCGCCGCGAGCGACGACCGAGAGGAAACUUCAGAACUCACUCGAUAAGAUGCUCAAAGGCCGCAGCCACCACAUGAGGCACUGAGAUCCCUGUCUGAAGGAAAUCCGAGUCGAUGUUUUUCUUCUCGCGCUUGGGCCAGUGCAGAAUGGCACUAUGCGGGAUGAUUGCGUUAAGCCUCUCGACCUUAACGUUAUUCAGGGUGCCCCCAUGACUGGAUAACUAACCGUGGCGGAGGUACCGAAUUUUGUAUCGUGUUCGAGGGUUCUCCACUCUUGAUGCGAACAGUGGUCGACGUGCAGAUUACCGUGAAGAUGCAGCAGAAACAACACAGUCUGAUAGCCAGCCAGCCAGCCUCCUCCCACUCCUCCCCCUCCCCCUCC
Messenger RNA from Prorocentrum cordatum, 1155 nucleotides. The record is from the annotation of a GenBank genome assembly. NCBI's taxonomy places the organism in Eukaryota, Dinophyceae, Prorocentrales, Prorocentraceae.